GCGGGGAGGCAAAGCCGUGGAGGGAGCCUGGGUGGACAGCGCCGGUGCUGAUCUGUCGGCUUGGUUAGUUCGGCGAGCCGCGGGUGUGUGCAGCGCCGGGCGUGGAGCUGCUCACGCCGCCGCGGGUUGCAUCCCAGGGGUAGUCGUCCGGCAGCUGAGGGGCAGAAACGAAAGGACGCGUGGCUAGCAAUGAGGCACGAAGCGCCUAUGCAGAUGGCAUCUGCUCAAGACUCCAGGUAUGGCCAGAAGGACACAUCCGACCAGAACUUUGAUUACAUGUUCAAACUGCUCAUCAUUGGUAACAGCAGUGUUGGAAAAACCUCAUUUUUGUUCCGUUAUGCCGACGAUUCUUUUACGUCGGCUUUCGUAAGCACCGUUGGAAUCGAUUUCAAAGUAAAAACUGUUUUUAAAAAUGAAAAAAGAAUUAAGCUGCAGAUUUGGGACACAGCAGGUCAAGAGAGAUAUAGAACAAUUACUACAGCCUACUAUCGGGGUGCAAUGGGCUUCAUUUUAAUGUAUGACAUCACCAAUGAAGAAUCCUUCAAUGCUGUACAAGACUGGUCAACCCAAAUAAAAACAUACUCUUGGGAUAAUGCCCAGGUUAUUUUGGUCGGCAAUAAAUGCGACAUGGAGGAAGAACGGGUAAUCUCCACUGACAGAGGGAAACAUUUAGCAGAACAACUUGGUUUUGAAUUCUUUGAAACAAGUGCCAAGGACAACAUCAAUGUCAAGCAGACAUUCGAGCGGCUUGUGGAUAUCAUCUGUGACAAAAUGUCAGAAAGCCUGGAGACGGAUCCUGCCAUUGCUGCGGGUAAACAGAACACAAGACUAAAGGACACCCCACCUCCACAGCAACCCACCUGUGGCUGUUAGUGAAGUCAUUGUCAACAGAAGCAGCUCCAGUGUGUUCUUUUGCCAAUAGAGUAUUUACAUAGGGUCUAUAUAUGCCUUUAUUUAUAAUGUCUUACUGGUUCAUGGGGGGAAAUAUGUCUUAUUUAAUGUCCACUGCUGGUACAGUAUGUGCAUAGAGCUGUUUUGUGGAACUGAUUGCAAACACAUAAGGAAAUGACUCUCAGAUUUCUCGGCAUUUGAACUCUGCGCGUAGAUGGCUGUUUGUCUUUUCUCUUAGGUUUGACGUUCUUCUGCAUAUGCCUGUUACUACUUCAGCUGGUGCUGUGACCUCAGGCCCCAAAUUUUUUCUAGGUUUUAUUCUUUCUCCAUCCAUUUCUAGUGACCCAGUUUACUAUCCCAGGGUGACGAUUCCGGAAUAGGAUUCCGAUUGCCCUGCACUCCAAAUCACUGCUAACAUAUUGCAGGCGCUUAGCGAUCUAAUCACACAAGCAUUGCUUUAUCUUCCCGGUAAUUUGCCAGGGUCUGCAUUCCAGAGGAGUUCAUGCUGAAAGGUGACAGUGUCCUUUUAGGGAAACUACAGACUCUCUAAGCAGCAAAAGGGAUGGAAGUUUAGAUUUUUGCUUUUCGCAGAUCACGGCUACCUGCCUCUCAAAUGAUUUUCAUUGUGAGGGACAUCCUGUAUUUGUAGCCAGAUAAAUGUCUCUGGCUUUCAGCCAUUUGCCUGGCAAAGUCUGAUUGUUUACCUGGUUCUUCCAGGCUUUUGGAUUUUGUUCACUGGAAUAAUACUUGUCCUGAUUGAUAUUCAUCCAUAUUUUAGACCAUACAAUUUUUUAAUUUCAGUGUAAUUUUUUUUUUAAAGCCCUGUAAAUCUUUACAUACUAGUUUGUCCACUGAGAGGAUAGUGCAAAGGAGUAAGGACUCUCUGUUUGUAAAGCAGACUAAUGCCUUGCUCCUCAAAUGUAUGUCAAACAAACAGGUGUUUAAUGUACAUUUGUUUUUUCCCUUCCUAUGAUAUGUCUGCCCACCAUAGGUAACACUUGCACUAUAGAAACCAGAGCCAGAAAGAAGUUCAUUAUGGUUAAUGUGAUCAUUUUCAUAGGAGUGCAGCCACAGCUCCCAAUAAUUCAUACAUAUACUAGUCUGGUCAUUAGAAGGUUGUUGGUGGGAGGAAGUGUAUUCUUUACAUAUCUUCACAAGUAUGUACAAGAGAUGAGUGAAGAUAAGUUUAAAGAACAAAGAAGGAGAGACAGUUGCAACCUGAAAUAAUCAGAAACAUAACGAGGGGAAAUUAGUACAAAUUUGCUAUCAGUUGGAGAUGUACAAGAACUCUCAUCUUAAACAUAAAGAGAGUGCAUGCUUCCUCCUCAGCUGUAAAGUAAAGGUAAAGUUGUGCUGUCGAGUCAGUGUUGACUCCUGACAACCACAAAGCCCUGUGGUUUUCGUUGGUAGAAUACUGGAAGGGGUUUACCGUUGCCAUCUCUCGCGCAGUAUAAGAUGAUGCCUUUCAGCCUCUUCCUAUAUAGCUGCUGCCCAAUAUAGGUGUUUCCCAUACUCUAGGAAACACACCAGCGGGGAUUUGAACCGGCAACCUCUUGCUCCCCAGGCAAGUUCCUUCCCUGCUGCAGCUGUAUUUGGCUACUAAUGGGUAGACCAGUGAAAAUGCUCAUUCUGUAGAGUUAUUUAUAGCUGUAACAGGCACCCUAACCCUAAACACAUUUGCUGGGAUCCAUUGUCUCCAUUCUGCAUGCAAAGCUCCAUCUUCACAGGAGUUCUGCCAUUCUUUUGUGUGGGUUAGGAAAUGCUUUAGCAGCAUAGUAGAGAUUUCCCAUUAUGUAUGGCAGGCAUUCAUGUACAAACAAACAAGAUAUUUCCUGCAAUCAUGGAACUCCAUGGUUGAACUCCACUGGAGUUCUGCAAAGCUUUGGCAGGUGUCAUGGAAGUGUAUCCAUCUGAAAUCACAUGGUUCAUACAUGUAUCUUCAUUACUAGUUGACUAUAGGAUCACGUGAUGGUGUGCAUGUGUGAAUGAGACAUCAUGGAUGAAUUACCACAGAGCUUCUAUAUAUAUGUUAAAACCUUCUACUCUGUUCUUCCCAAGAGCUCCCAAAGCAAGGAUCUCACCCAAAGGCAACUAAAAUACAAUACUUUUCAACUCAGAUAGUUCACACAUACAGCUGAGAGUGAUCAGGUGAUAAGAAAUCAAGUGACAUAAGUGUCUGUGUAACCUAUUCUUAUAGUUCCAUGUAGUAUAUUAAAUAGGUAAUAUACAUAGUAUAAGAGUGCUAGAUUACUCUAAGAGAGUCUGUUAUUUAAGAAUUUCACCUCUUGAUUCCUUAAAAGGAUAAUUAGGGGUGAAUGUUGUAUACUAUGGGAGAACUUUUGUUUUCUUUGUUUACUGUAAAGAUUCAUUUCUCCCCUCUGAUGCCGCUCUCAUUAAUAACAUCAGCAUUUGCGUGCAUGGACAGAUCUGGGUCAUUACCUUUGAAAGAUGGUUUGCCUCGGAGUUUCUGGCUGAUGAUUUUCUUCUAGCUUUUAAUGAGAAAAUCAGAAUUUGGCAGUGUUUCCAGAAACCCCGCGAAAUAAAUAAAUAAAUAAAUAAAUAAAUAAAUAAAUAAAUAAAUAAAUAAAUAAAUAAAUAAAUAAAUAAAUAAAACCCUCCUCCUACCAUUUCAAGAAACAGACCAUGCAAAUUGAUUAUGAAAUCACCAAAAGACUGUGAAAAUAACAAGACAGCGUGCAGAGUAUUUGAAGUGUUGUUUCUGCCCCUUCCCCCAGAUAUUUAUUUCUCACCAUGUUAAUAAGCUUCCUCUCUGGUAAUUGGAGGCAGUUUUUCACCUCUUCACCCUGCAGCAUUCCUUCUCCACAGCUCUAUCUGGGUCACAGCGGUGAAGUUCUUCAAAUAACUGGCAUAAUCAAAGAAGUAUUUAAUCCUCAGAGUUCUUUUUAGAUCAUCUUUAAUACCAGUCUGGUUUUAUUCAGUAGGCAAACAGGAGAAAGACAAGGAGGAACGAAAGAAGAAAUGUGUAUUAUAGGUUGCUGCUUAGAGAAUGGUUGCAGACACUCUUGACUUCAAAGACAGCCCUUGUCCUCAUUUCACUGUAGCUGUCGUAGAGGAAAGCUCCGGUCUUUCUUUAAGCAUGAACUCAUGAUUCAGAUUUCAUGGGGAUUGCCAACAGCAAGAUUCCCCAACAUCCAAAGGCCUGCUCUUAGAUACUUUCAUGGUUAAAAUAACAGGGGAAACCCCCACAAAAACCUGUGUAUUUCAAAAGCAUUUGCUGUUCCUCACAACAUCUAUAGCAGUGUUACCAACACAGAGAAACCCAAGAACAACCAUCAAUAACUCCUUUUGAACGCAGAGAGAUUUCAGUCUGAAUAAUAAGAGCUAGGCCAAUUUAAUUGUGUAUAACAAUAGAUCCACAUGGCUCCCAGUAGCAAUCCUGCUCAACUGCCCACCCCCAAAUGAGGUUGUUUCUCAUGUGUCACUGCAGUGCGCAGCUCUGCUCCAUGGUGAUGCACAAGGAGACCCCCAUCGGGGAGGCAACAACAAGCCUCCCGGUGUCGGCGGGCUCCCCAGAAUGCCUCAUGUACCCGUGUGGGGCAUUCUGGGACUGCCAGAGGCUAGGACACCCCCGAUCCCCACUGCCCCAACAGGCUCCAUGAUGGAGCCGGUAAUUGUGUGGGCGGCUGAUCUGGCUGCCCAGGGCAAGCUCCUUGCUCGUCUGCGGGGAGAGUGGGUCUGGGUCAAGCCCCCUCUCCACACAGAACCUUCUUAGGGUUUCCACACUGCUCAUGUGGGGAGCCUUAGUAUGUCAGGGAGACAGCUAGGUUAGACUCCUGAGACCUAGAUGUCAUUCACGCAAUCAAAAACUGUGUUCUACCCAGGUUUGGGAGCUGGGUUUGCUCCUAGAUUUUAGUUGUGUGGAAGCAAGGUUAGAGGAAAACCUGGAUAGAAGUGAAACCUGGAUAGAUAGAAAACCUGGAUAGAUAGAAAACCUGGAAAAGCUGGGUAGCUUUUCCUCCUAACUUGCUUCAACACAAUCGUUUCUACACAGGUUUUCCUCUAACUUUGUUUCCAUACAACCAAAAAUUGGGAGCACACACAGCUCCCAAACCCGGGUAGAACACAGUUUUUGAUUGUGUGAAUGACCUCAUUGUUUUCUAUGGGGAGGAUUUUCCCCCCUGUGGAGAAGCAUUCAACCAUAUGAGCCCAUAUAGUUUUUACAGCCAUGCACGGAUUUACCAUAUCAGAAAGAGGUAGGCCUGUGACCCCUUGGUAUGUUUUGUUGCCAGUAUUGUGAGGCGUUCACAUGCCAGACCUCUCCCUUGAAACUGAAUUCAAGGAAGUCAUUAACUUAUCUUCUGGCUUUUUCAAUUUUGUGUUCUUUGCUUUUUGCCAGACAACUUCUCUCUCCCUAUUAAACACAAGAGAGUCACCACUUUAAAAAUAUGUCUGUAUGACAAGUGGGCAGGGGAUACCAAUCAUUCUACUGCUGUCAAUAUAUAUAUUAAAAAGCAAAAGGGGACAAAUCAAAAGUAACACUGAAUAUGGUCAGUGAAAGAUCAUUUGAAAACAAAAAAUCCCCAGAAAAUUCCCCUUUUAGAAAAAAUGCAAAGCGUUUUGAUACAAAAAAUAUAAAGUAACAAAUACCUCAAAAAUUGUGUGUUGUUACAACUGCAACAUCAGCUGAUGGGGAUGUUCAAUACACACACACACAUACGUGUGUGUGUGUGUGUGUGUGUGUGUGUAUAAAUCUGAGUACAUACUUGUUGCCAGUAUAAAUCUUUUCUCUGCCAUCUUUUAGUGGAUGAAGAUAUUUGGUAGUGGGCACAGCCUCACCAAGCCUGACCCCUCAGUGCCAGCUGAACUACCAUCACAACUGCCAUGCUACGGAACAGAUAGAACACCUUUGCAUGGGGCAAAACACUCAUUUGCUCGAGCAGAGGCUGGCUUGAUGCAUGCAUGGGUAAAAUAUUGUCCACUUACAACCAACCAGAACACAGAGGUACCAUUUUUGCAACUGAAUGCUAUAAUGCCCAUGAGCAUUGUACACCCUUGAAGACUAUCACAAUGGUCUAGUACAGGCAUUCCCAACAGGGGGUGCAAGUGCCCCCAUGGGACUUGAAGAUCUCCCAGGGGGUACUCAGAGCUCUCCUGCCUCCUGUGCUGCAGCUGCAUUAUUAGUUCCAGAUUGGAGGAUCACCAGCUUGAAGCCAACAUGUCCUAACAAUAUGUCUGCAGUAGAAGGGGAGGGAGGAGGUGAAGACCCUCCUUCUCUGCUCCUGCUUGGCUGGCUGCAUGCUGAAGCUCGGUGUCACUGACAGGCUUCAGAAUAUUAGCACUGAGUACUGCAACUGAAAUUAAUGGUUUAGUAAUGAAUUAGUAAUGGUUUAGUAAUGAAUUAAUUACUAAAUAAAUUAAGUAAAAGAUUGUUUAUGAGUAUCUUAGUAUGGAUCACAUGUGCCUGUGACUGUAGUAGCCUGUCUCCCUAACUGUAACACUUUAAAUUUGUGUGUUUUAUUUAUAUGUGUACACACAUGUUACAGUUAUGAGCCAGGCUUCUCCAAUCACCGCCUGGUUUACAUCUUGAUUAAGUUACUAAUAAGCUGUUUUACUGAAAUUUUAUUGAGACAUUUACUUGUCCUAUUCAUUCCAAUGGGAGUACUCAUGAGUGACUUCGUCUGGAUGUAAGCUAGUGACUGGAGUAGCCUGUCUCAUAACUGUAACAUUUGAGAGAGAGAGAGAGAGAGAGAGAGAGAGAGAGAGAGAGAGAGAGAGAGUGUGUGUGUGUGUGUGUGUGUGUUACACACACAAACUACGCAUCUCUAUGGGGUACCUGAGCUGAAGGUUUGUGACAAAGGGGGUCUCUCUUUUUGUUAAAAAGGCUGGGAAAGUGGCAAGUUUGUGUUUUGAUUUAUAUAGAAUGACUCGCUCUCCAAUAUGACAAAUGUGCCUGUCCAUUCAGCACCAUUAUACAGAAUGGCAUUUUUAUUUCUGCUUAUUUUUAGAUCUCUUUCUUUGGUGUCUGAAACACAGAUGAGCUGGCCUGUCUUUCUGUCGAAAUCACUUUGUAUCUCAAUCAGCUGCAAUGUAUACGACUGUUACUGGAGCCAUUCGUUCCUUUGUGCUUAUACUCAGGGCCUUUCCAAGCGAUCAGUUCAUAAUGCAACAGAGGCACCAUUGUUGUCCAUGUGUGGUGCGGGAUACAGACAUUUCUGCUCAUGGCUGUGCUUCUGGCUUUGAGAUGCUGCAUUCUCCCAGAACUCAAAACAGUAAUAUAUUCUUGCUGGUAAAAUGAGUUUCUUUCCUAAGCUAGAGAGGCCAUUGCAAAAUGGAGCACUGCCUGGUAUGAUGAUACCAGAGUGUCACAGAGCCUAGUUGGAUAGAGCCCAUGACACCACACAGAUGACAAGUGACACAGUUGUCUCACUGCUCCAUGCCUGCACCAUGUUGUGACUGGAAAAAGAGGACGUGAACAUGAGCUCAAACUUACUGGUCUCACAGCAAAGUGUGAGAAGCUCUUUGUCAGCUGACUCCUUCCACUCUUGCAGUAAGCUUUCAGACUUUGUUUUGAGACCUACUGGAGUUACUGACUAGUUUAAACUUGGAAUUCUAGGGACUAGAGCAUUCUCUGGAUUUUCACCCUUGUGAGUUGGGACAAGUCAGUUUCACCUUAUGUGGGUGGUAACCCAUUGCAGCCAGAGUCUCUUUCACCAGUGGGCAACCCAUCAUCCAGCCUUUUAAAAAUAAUAAUAAUAAUAAUAAGUGGGGGGGAUAGAAGCAUUGGUACCAAUUUGUAUCAAGUCUGUUCCCCCACCACCAUGUGUGUACUGCACAUUGCACUAUUGCCUGUGAUUUGGAAUAAGCCCUCAGUAUCCUGCAUAGAGAAACUACCUGAACAGCUCAAUCUAUGUGGCCUUUCCAGAGCAUGAGUCUGAAAGAUUAGAUUUUCUUCCCAGUCAGCUCAGCUCUGUUAUGUCCAGCUGUACUGCCUGCACCUUAUUUAUUUUAAGAAUUAAGUGCUGUUUGAUGGUGUGCUAUGUCUGGAGUUUGAUCCGAACUUGCAGAAUUGUCGGAAUGUGUUUUCUAGGAAACCAAUGGUGGUGCACGAUUAAUGUCUGUUGAUACAGUUUUUGUCAUUUGCAGGAAGCUCCUGGAGCUAGUUUUCAUGAGCCUAUUUAGUGACAGCCCUGUGUAAAUGAGUGUCUUGUUGAAUAGAGGUCCUUUUUCCAUUGGGUAUGAAGCAUGUCCAUUUUAUGUAUGGAUCAAACACUGUAACUGUUCCUAAUGUGGCAGGAUUUACUUAUAUCCUUUUCAGAUUGUGCUAGACAAACACAGGAAAACCUUCAGUAAUUUUAGAUUGCCCUACAGGAAUCCAUGUUGAAUUGUUCAUGGAGAUAAUCCUGAAGUACUGAGAAUGUACUUUUGUCUCCAUGGAUGCAAGCCUGUGGCAUCUGUGCUCAUCCUCUCAAGCCUGUACAGUUAUGGAAUUACAAGAAACUGUGGGCCACCUUAUGGAAUGUUUCCCUUAGACCCCCAUUCACACAUUAUGUUCAAUGCACUUACAGUCUCUGUACUGUAGUCAAAUGUACAGAUUUGUACACACAUACAGUUAUUCACAUGUUACACUCAACUUAUGUGAAGCACGCUGUAUGCAACUGUGUGUAUGCACGUAUGCACACUAUGUGAAGCACACAGUAUGUAUGUAUACACUGUACUUUGCAUUAGUGGGGACUUGUACCUAGCUUCACUUUUAAAGUGAAUGCAUGUACAGUUAUUCACACAAAGAACACAUACAUGUGUACCUCUGUACACUCAUACAACAUAAUGUCUGAAUAGAACUACAAUUUCUCUCCAUUUCUAUUCAUUCUCGUGUAUUUGUGUUUAUGUUAGAAAGCCCCCCAACAUGUUGGCUGACAUCCGCCCUAGCAGUGCAUGCAACAGCGGAAAAACCAAACACACAUUGCUAGCUGCCUGAUUUCCAAAGCAUGGAUGCUCAUGAAGGGUGGGGGGGGCGGAUUUUCACCCAGCUACCUUCUUCCCAGAAACACUCCAUGCAACCUGGAAGUAGAUCCCUGAAGGCCGUGCAGCCCCCAGAGAUCUACUUCCAGGCAGAGCUGCACCUAAGUAAUUUUGGAGCCUGGACCCUAGGUCUGACUCUUUGGACCCUGCCACCCCCAUUGCAAGUUAAGCAUCAUUUUUUAACACAUAGGUUCUUGAGGGCACAAACCACACCACCCAGGACAGACUAAAGAUGAUUUUGGGGGAACCCAGGGAAUGUGGAGUCCCUGGACUUUGGCCUCAAAGUCCAGGGGUAAGAGCACCUCUGCUUCCAGGUCUCAAGGAACAUUUGGGGGGAGGCGUAUUGGCAAAAAUCACCCUCCCACCCACACAUGCAUCAUCUCUCCUUGAGAAGUGGGGCUGCCUGUGUGUGCACAUGGGUCUCUGCCCCCGCUGAACUGAUGCUCUGUUAAUGAGGAUGUCAGCUGUUGGCUCUAAGGUAGCUUUGAGUCUGGAUUCUUUUAAUAGCUACCAGAUGGUCUACAACAUACAGACCCAUAUUCAGCGCAGUGAAACAUGGACAGUUGAGCAUCACCCACUCUGCUGCAUAUGUGUCAAUCCUGCCUGCAUUGUUGUGGAACAGGGCAGGUCCACUCAGACUUCAAGUUGUGCAAAUGCAGUUGUGCAGUGCAGCGCCCAUUAUUCCCAACGGGCGUCAUGUUUUACAGCUGCGUUUGCAUAAGUCAAAGCCAAACUGCCCUGUUCGGUAACACUGCAAGCAGGUUUUACACAGCUGUAAUGAGAGACCUUAAAGGGUCUCUCAUUACAGAGAGUUGUAAUGAGAGUUGACACCGGUUUGACAGCACUUGAUCAAUCAAUCAGUCAGUCGCAUAGGUGGUGCUCAACUACGCACAAUUUGCUGCACUGGAUUCAAUUUCCUUUACUCUAAUUCCUUUGGGAAUCAGUAGAGUUAAGGCACAGCUGAAUUCAUAGUACAGACACACAACUGUUGUCCAUCAUCAUCGUCCACUUAAACAGUCGGCCAAUGUUAAAUUCGGUUCUAUCAGACAAUCAGGUUAGCGAUGGAAGGAUUUCCCAUACGCACAACUAGAACUUCAUUUCAGUAAGAUUCUCCAUUCAUAAAACUUGAAUUCAGAAUUCAACUGAGCUUAACUACUUUCAAACAUUUUUAUUCACAAACCCAGUAAAUAGAUUUUUAUGUUGCUAGCAUUAAAGUAGGUUUAUUUUAUCUAACAUUCAUUUGACCAAAUAUACAUUAUACUUAUGACAAUGCAUUCCAUGUGCUGGUCUAGCCAUGACAAAAGCCCUAUUCAAUCAUUAUGUUCAAUGCAUGUGCAAUCUUUAUACAGUGUGUGUACAGACAUAUCUGUACACAUGUACAGUUAUUCACACUUUAUGUUCCUGUACAGUCAUACACUUCUAUCUGUAUCAGGCAUUUGAGGGCCUUGUACCAAAAUUUGCUUCCAAAAUGAACACAUGUACAGUAAUUCACUCAAAACCAUGUACAUAUUUGCAGACACCUGUAUAUAUGUACAAUGUAAUGUCUGAAUGGGGCUAAAGUCUCUUCAUUUUCCAUUCUUUUCUCUCCCACCCUUAUCCCUUGCUUUGUGAAACUUGCCAAGCAAUUCACCUUGCCACUAGUAAGUGCCUGUGGUAAUUUCACAAGCUGUAGAAUUUAUAUUUACAAUGGCAGCAGAACAGAUGGUACAGUACUUGAAUAUGGUCACCUGGCAUUUAUUAUAGGAAAGAGACCACAUGCCCUAACUUUCCAGCAAUUUUACAUCUCUGCCUAAAUAUAUGAAACAGAAACUGGGAUUUGCUCUCACCAUUUACCGUGAGGAAUCAACCGAAAUGGGUAAUCCUGACAUGUACCUUGCAAACUAGUGUUAAAUGGAAACUGUGCUGUAAUUCCUGUUCAAUAUGUUGUGGGUAAUGUCAUCUGUGUUGUGAUGCAAUUUGGACUGUCAGAAUGUGUAUGCUCUUUAAUAGUGUUUGUGGAACUGAAUGUCUUAAAUGUUGCAUGAAAAUGUUAUUAAAAUAGAUUUGUUUUCUAUUUUUGAACACCUCUAGUCUGAGGGAUCAUGGGCCAAUAAGUGCAAUAUUUAAUGACUUACUCAGUGUAUAUAAACUUUGUGUGAACGAGAGAAGCGUCAUGAAUGCGUGAGAUGCUGCUGUUGCUGCUAGUUGGGCUGUGUGGCUUAUUAAAAGAAUUUCUAGUCGCUGUUAAGUGUCUGAUAGUCACGUUUAUACCGUAUAAAUGCUUUUAACAGUGUAGUGCGAGGAUAUUCUAUUCCUGAUUUUGUUAAAAUAUUUUUCCUAUAUGAGAUUUUAUAUAUAUAUAUAUAUAUAUAUAUAUAUAUAUAUAUACACACACACACACACACACACACACGUGUUUCCUUGCAAGUGCAUGUCAAUUUUACUUCUAGAAUCAUAUCUUUAAAAGAAACACCAAAAGAUUGUGCUAUAAACAAAUACAAUGACGAAACUUAUUUUUCAGUCAAAAUAUUGUAGGUGUUUCUCAGUCAAUUUGUGCAUAUUUGAGACGCAUGCCCUGUAACCACAUUACAGAUUGCCUAGAAAAUCUGCUUGCUCUGAAGGGUCAUUUGCGACAAUAGAAUGUCUCUGCUUGUUGUUCCUGCAACCUAGAAUAUUAUUUAUUUAAUACAUAAGCAAUUUAUCUGGGCGGAGAGCUGGUAUUGUGGUAGCCAGCAUGAACUGUCCCCUUUGCAAAGCAGGGUCUGCCUUGGUUUGCAUUUGAAUGGCAGGCUGCAUGUGAGCACUGUAAGAUAUUCUCCUUAGGGGAUGGGGCUGCUCUGGGAAGAGCAAGGUCCCAGAUUCCCUCUCUGGCAUCUCCAAGAUAGGGCUGAGACUCAUGCCUGUAACCCUGGAGAAGGUGCUGCCAGUCUGUGUAGACAAUGCCGAGCUAGAUGGACCAAUUGACUGUCUCAAUACAAGGCAGCUUUCUUUGUCCUAUGUUCUAAUUUAUAGUCUGUUUUAAAAAAAAAGAUUCUCAAAGUGGAGGUAUAAUUAAACAAACAAAAUUAUAAAACACCACCACUAGUGCCACACAGCAGGGAGGCAUAAGCCUCAGAGCCAGCAGUAAAACAAUGACAAUAAAACAGAACUAAUCAAAAACACCUUUCUAAAAAGAUCACUCCUGUCUACCAGCUCAAAAUGGGGAAGUACCCAGACCUGUCACAUGGUACUGGGAAGCUGGUUCCAAAGCAUGGUGGUUAUCAACCACAUAGGUAGUGGGACCAGUAGACAGUUCUCAUCACCAGAUUUUAAAGAGAAGGAAGAUUAUUAUUGUUGUUGUUGUUGUUGUUGUUGUUGUUAUUAUUAUACAACAUUUUAUAUCCCGCUCUUCCUCCAAGGAGCCCAGAGCGAUGUACUACGUACUUAAGCUUCUCAUCACAACAACCCUGUGAAGUUAGGCUGAGAGAGAAGUGAUUGGCCCAGAGUCACCCAGCAAGUAUCAUGGCUGAAUGGGGAUUUGAACUCGUGUCUCCCUGGUCCUAGUCCAGCUCUCUGGCUCUACACUAACGCUGGCUCUAGUCUCUAGUCUCCCAUUAAUAUGUAACCAGGGCAGACCCUGCUUAGCUAAGGGGACAAGUCAUGCUUGCUACCACAAGUCAAGUCACCCAUUUUAAUUUCCACACCAUACAAGCUGUAGAGACUUGUACAGUCUUGUAUAUUAUACUGGCUUUACAAAUGCACCCACACUUUCCCUUGGUCUUUCAGUUCAACAUUGGCCUGGGGAGGGAUGCCUCCAAACAGAAAUCCAGUAAGUGCAGCUCCCUCAACCACUUGCUAGAGGGAUCCCUGAUGAAUUUCUUUCUGAUGCAUCUAUAGAAGGCUCAGUGCUUCCCAAAUUAUUUCAUUGGUCUCCCCGGUCAUAGUCCAACACUCUAUCCACUACACCACACUGGCUCUCAAGAUACAGCAGGGAUGGGCCGAUGUAAGCUUGGGGAGCUUCUGGGAGCUACUUUAUUUUUUAUUUUAUUUUUUGGCCAGAACCUUGGGAGCUCAGCUACCAGCAUGAACUAGUAGGUUGGGGAGGUGGGGUCAGUCACCAGUCAACAAAAUAAGGGAUCUGAACAUCAAAUUCCCUGAGGCUAUUCCCACGAUCCCUGGAAAGCAGGCUAAGGGAGCUUAGCCCGCUUUCCAGGGAUCAUGGGAACUACUGGUCUCGCAGGUGAGCCUGGUGCUCCCAAGGCAGCUAGCCCGCCUAAUUCCCCCUCCCCUUAAAUGAGGUGAGCGCUCUGCUAACCUCAUUUGGUUGCUUGUGUUGUCACCGUGGUGGGGCAUCCUGGAACUUCCAGGGUCCGUGCAGCCCCCGAUCCCUGCAGCCCCCACCGGCUCUGUGACUCUGCUGUGUGUGAAUCCACUCUCCCCGCAAGCCCAGCAGAAGCUCUUCUCACCGAUCAUGAUAAGAGCUUCCCUGACUUCCAGGAGAAUUUUACUGUAUGACAUGAGGGGAGCCACAUAGGCUAAAAGGGGCUUAGACAAUUUCAUGUAGGACAGGUCUAUCUGUGGCUACUAGUCUGGUGGCUAUAAGCCACCUCCAGCCUUAGAGGCAAGAUGCCUCUAAAUACCCAUUGUAGGGGAGCAACAGCAGGAGAGAGGGCACACCCUCAGCUCUUGCCUGUGGGUUUCUCAGGGACAUCAGGUGGGCCACUGUGUGAAACAGGAUGCUGGACUCGAUGCUUUGGGCCUGUUCUAGCAGGGAUGUUCUUAUGUUUGUGGGGGGGUGGGGAACAAAAUUAAUGAGACAGAAAGAAAAAAACAACCCUGAUCACUCAAAGAGAGAGAAAUUAAAAGUGGUGCAGCCAUAUUCCCACUCAGCGAGCCAAUCAGAAUUGCAGUAUUGGCUGGAAGAGAGAGAGAAGGAAGCCCAAAUGCCUAGAAAGCUACUUCAGAUAAGGCUCGGAGCUACCAGUACCUCCCAAGCUACCUAAUGCCUGCCCCUCAUAAACAGAAUAUAGUCGUAAUGGCUCAGCCUGUGCAUAACAUUGAAUGGAAUUCUCACAAAUGAUUUACUUGGCAACGUUCCAUUUGGUUCGCCAUGAGUGUGAGGAUCUUAGAUCUAAAGUAGUAAGAAACUUAAUGAAUACCUUUGUAGCUUAAAAAGUCCAUGAUAGAAAAUGAGGGUUUCUUCUUCCAAAUUACUGUUCAGGGGUCUUUUACAAGAAAGGCAUGUGUUUGUAAAUACUGUAUAUGGGUGGGUAUUCAAUAGAGUAACUAUUGCUGUAGCUCCAUGGUGUGUGUCUUGUACUUGUUUGUACUUGUGUGACAUAACCCCUGGAAAGUAUGUCAAAAACCUGAAUUUCUUCUAAUUUUUAAAGCAAUCAAUUUAAGUAAAUACAGGGAUGCGAUAACAGGGUCAUUUGCCAGUAGUUUGAAAAGUAGUUCAUUCAAGAUGCAUGGAAGAUUGUGUUAUGGUUUUUAAUUAAUUCUAUGCACAGUUGUUAGACAAAAUGUUCAUCUUAACCAUUCUCACAUCCCUAUGAUUUGAUAGGUCAUAAAUAUAAUGGCAGACAUCCUGACUUAUGAAGCACUGGUUCUAUGGGAGAAGCAACAGCACUUCUGAAAAGUUCAAUUAACUAAGCUCCACUACUGGAUCAGCGAGGGGAGCAAAGUUUGACAACUUCCCCUUCCCAAGGAAGUGCUCUGUGCCACCCAAAAAUAUGUCCCUGUGGGUCAUACAGCCUUCAAGAACAUAUUUUCAGCUUACACAGAGGGAUUCAAAGGGAAGGGGAAGUUGUUAAAAUCACAUACAUGCACACACACACACACACACUAGCACUGGUGCAGCUUUGGUUUGGAACUCUUCAGAAACCAGUGUUUUGUUAGGAUGUCAGCCAAUCCAUAAUGAUUGGUAAACGGAGCCAAAACUGAGUGCUUCGUACAAAAUCACCUAUAAAUCUGUGACUCAGAUAAGAUUUGAAGUCAAUCCAAGUACACGACUCUUGUCCACUGGACCACACUAAAGAAAAAACAUUUUGAGCAUGGCUGGUAUCCUGUGGCAUAUUUUGUCUUUGCCUCAGGUAAUGUUGGAGGUGUGCGUAGACUUUUACUGCCCAGUGAGUUAUAUUUAAUACAUUACACCCACACAGGCAUGAAUUCUGAUAUGCACAAGCAGGCACAUUCUUGUAAGAAAAAGGUAAGUCUUUUCUGUGCUAGCCUUAGAACUUUGAUUAAGACCUACAUGGAACAAUUCCAGGCUCAUACCAAAUUUGAUUGAAGCAGUGGCAGUAGAGAAUGGGGUAUUGAAAGUUUUUUUCCAUUUGCUAUGUCCCUUUAAAUCACUGCCCUCCUAUCUUCCCUCACCCUUUUUCUGACUCACCACUCUUACGUAGGGCCUCUUUGCUCUCCCUAGAGCACUAGAAACAGCUGCUGUCGGUGGUGGGUCUGGGUCUCCACCACCUCUGGACCACCAGGCCUCUGCCACGACAGAUGUUCGUUUUAAGAAAAAUAUGGACGUUUCUAAAAGGCAAGUGCUGUAUGCCGUGCUUGCCUUUUAGAAAUCUUCAGAAGUAUCCUGGGACACAGUGCGUUGUGGGGAGUGCAGGUCUUUUAAGGGGUGCUCUGUUCCGCCAAACUGGUAGGAAUAAGGAGUCAUACUGGGUCAGACUGAAAGCAGGAAUAAGACCUUAAUUUAUCUGUUCCUGCUUUGCCAUGUGUAAAUGAGCCAAACAUUGUUAAUCUUAGGGAAACAUUAAAAGAUUAUUUUGGCUUUUUAAUUCUUUUUUAAACAGCCCUACUUUUUGUGCUUGAUUACUUUAAAAAAAACAUUUUUACUUAUUAAUUGUAAUACCCAUUAAUCUAUUUAGGAGCCCAUGUAAGGUCCUUUUUACAAGACAUUAAGUAAAUAUUUUAGUCAGAGGCUCCAAUUUAGCUAGUUAGUCAUGACUUAAACCCUUUGUAGACAAAGCCCUAUGUAGACAUCACGUUGUAUCUGCAUUCAGAUGUCUGCACACUUGUAUGUGAUUUUGUGUGAAUGACUGCACAGGGGUACCUCGUUAUCCAUGGGGCUCUAUUCCCGCCAAUUUCCAUGGCUAAUGAAACUAUAGAUAAUGAGGCAUUGAGUCUAUGGGGAUUAGGGAAUUAGGUUCCUGCAGGGCAAGAAAAUGGGCACAAAACAGUGAAAAAUGGUGAAAAAUGUGAGCAAAAAAAGUGCCAUACCAUGCUCCGCAGGCCUCUAACUGUCCCGCAAUGCCUUCUCAAACUUCAGUUAUUUUCCUUGAAUAACUGCGACAAACACCCAUUUUUUAACAGAAGAGCCACAAAAUGGCUCCUUUAAACAAAAUGGUGGCCAGAAAUGACUUAAGAGGGAAUUUCCAGCCAUCUAGGAACCACGGAUAUGUGGGUAUUAACCCUUUCUGUACCUGCUUAUGCUGAGGUCGGGUGCCUAUUUUCGGACUGUAGAUAAACAGAACCGCAAAUAGUGAGUACCUGCAUUCCACUUGUACCUGCGUUCAUUUUAAAAAGUGAACCUUGGUACAGGCCCCCCAAAUGCAUGGUGCAGACAGGAAGUGCCCUUCUGUUCUUGCAUACACCUGUGUACAGAUAUGUACCAUGUACACAGGUUGUAUGAGUGUUGAACGUGAUAUGUGAAUAGGGGUUAAGCCUCAUUGAAAUCAAUGGACAUCAUGGAACAAGUGAGCUCUACGACAGCAGCUCUAUGCACACUUACGCAAAGUGGUUCAGGAAAACCUUACUCCAAAGCCUAAAUUGAACAUAACGCAUUUCCAGUUUCUGGGUGUCAACGUACAAAACUGAACUGUUGGUAUACAGUCAGAGAAAUUGCUGGAACUCAAGUCCUCUUCCUUCACCUGUAACAACUACAAUGUAGUGACCGUGUUUCUAAAAAAUAGUAGUUUAAAAUGCUGCGAGGUGAUAAAUGUUGUGACAUCUCCUUCCUUAUGUCCACAGGAGUUUUGUUUGGCUGUGAAGUACCAGUAUUAUCCAUGUGCAGAGUUAAUUCUAUGUGGAAGUAAACACUACAUGUAAAGCCAUUGGACAUUCUAGUUUAUGCGAGUUCUGUAUAACAAGUGCACCUUUUCAAUUUGUCUUAUUUUGUCAAAUCUGUAACAAUGAUUCAAUAAAUAUUUAAGAGACUAUA
This is a messenger RNA of Hemicordylus capensis (graceful crag lizard), 16999 nucleotides long. It is a transcript of the gene RAB3C, whose product is annotated as RAB3C, member RAS oncogene family. The coding region runs from base 190 to 873 and encodes 227 amino acids. Lineage: Eukaryota; Metazoa; Chordata; Lepidosauria; Squamata; Cordylidae. Gene Ontology annotation, cellular component: endosome; plasma membrane; synaptic vesicle. The record is from RefSeq and is a predicted model, not a curated record. Gene Ontology annotation, molecular function: GTP binding; GTPase activity. Gene Ontology annotation, biological process: regulation of exocytosis; protein secretion; protein localization to plasma membrane. The transcript is spliced from 5 exons.